Molecule: messenger RNA, 2254 nt
Organism: Pyricularia oryzae 70-15
Lineage: Eukaryota; Fungi; Ascomycota; Sordariomycetes; Magnaporthales; Pyriculariaceae
Exons: 5
Coding region: 352-1944 (530 amino acids)
Biological process (GO): transmembrane transport
Cellular component (GO): membrane
Molecular function (GO): transmembrane transporter activity
Source: RefSeq, a predicted model, not a curated record
CUACAAUGCAGCUACUCCAACACGCUAAGGUACACUCCAGACCAGCUCGACCAUGCGACCAUGAAAAUAUCGGAUGUCUCGUGAUAGCGGCCGUGGAAGUCCUUGUCACGCGCCUACUGACAGCAAAUUGUCUCCGCUUUCUCGGGAUGACUGAGUGUUAUCUACUCUACUUUGGUUUUUAGGUUGUCGGCGUUGAUCGUCCUCCACUCCCGAAACCCUGCUCCGAACUGCGGCGCACGUCAUGAUCUAGCAUCCCAGCCCGUUCCACAACCCUCCACGUACGCACAACAACAACAAUAGCAACACCGACGAUAGUGAAGCGGCUUGAGGCCCCGGGAUAAACUAGAAACCAUGAUGGAGAGGAACCUUCAUAGGGCUCGUAUUAUUUCGAGCAUCGCCGCGACGGCUAUAUCGCUAGCAUGCGGCACCAACUAUGUCUACAGCGCGUGGGCGCCGCAGUUCGCUGAUAAGCUCCGUCUUUCGACGACGCAGAGCGAGCUCAUUGGCGUGGCUGGCAACUUGGGCAUGUACACGAUGGGCGUCCCGAUCGGUUGGGUCAUUGACCGCAACGGUUCACGACCAGCUGUCAUGCUAGGUUCGGCAUUGCUUGGUAUCGGCUACUUUGGACUCAAGGUCGCUUUUGAUCAGGGUGACGGAUAUGUGCCUUUAUUGUUCAUUUGCAGCUACCUAACAGGCUUUGGUGGCUGCAUGGCGUUUGCUGCUUCCGUGAAGACAUCGGCCCUCAACUGGCCUCACCAUCGCGGUACAGCUACUUCGUUCCCGCUGGCUGCCUUUGGUUUGAGCGCAUUCUUCUUCUCAAUGUUUGGAGAGAUUGCGUUCCCAGGGGACACAAGCGCCUUCCUGCUGGUCCUAGCGGUGGGGACCAUUGGCCUGACCUUUGUGGGAUUCUUCUUCCUCAAAGUGUGGCCGCACCCGAAUUCGGAGCACCAUCAUCACAACCAUGCGGGUGGUAGCCUCGGGGAAUCUGGUACCCCGUAUCAAAGUGUCCCCGGCUCAAACAGCGGCGAACAGAACGUUGUUGCAGAUGGAGAAGGCGGGGUCGGGGAUAAUUUGGCAACGCACCCAAAGACUUUGGACACGGACGUGCCGCGACGAGGCGACGAGGAAGCUGCCGAUGAGACUUCGUCAUUGAUGUCCCGCUCAUCAACAGCUUCGUCGUUACCCGGAGAGGUACUUGUGCAGAGCAUAGACCUCGACCGCUCCCAUCGAGUUGAUAUUCGUGGUUGGAACUUGUUGAAGAACACCGAGUUCUGGCAACUUUUCUCGAUCAUGGGUAUAUUGGCCGGCAUCGGACUCAUGACAAUCAAUAACAUUGGACACAACACAAAUGCCUUAUGGAAACACUACGACGAGUCCGUGAGCGAGGAGUUUUUGAUUGGCAAGCAACAGAUGCACGUGUCAAUACUCUCUGUUGGUAGCUUCUCAGGAAGGUUAUUGAGUGGGGUCGGAUCGGACUACCUCGUCAAGAACCUAAAAGCCAGCAGGGUCUGGUGUCUGGUUAUCUCAGCCCUUGUCUUUUGCGCAGCCCAGAUAUGUGCUUUGACCAUCACAAACCCCCACUUCCUCUUGUUCAUAUCAUCGCUCUCGGGGCUGGGCUAUGGCUAUGCAUUUGGGGUAUUCCCUUCCAUAGUAGCCGAGUCGUUUGGGAUCCACGGCCUGUCGCAGAAUUGGGGUUUCAUGACUUUCAGCCCGGUCCUGUCCGGAUGGAUAUUCAACUUUUUCUACGGACAAGCGUUCGAUGCACAUAGCGUCGUCGGUCCAGGAGGCGAGAGGACCUGCCUGGAAGGAAUCGAAUGCUACCGUCCUGCGUAUUUUUUCACAUUAGGGGCAUGUGGUCUGGGCCUACUCGUUUCCUUGUAUGUGAUCAGGCACCAGAGGUUGCAGAAGCUCCGAGAGGCGGCACGUGGGGUAGGAGGCGAGUAGGAGAAUGUGGACAUGCGAGGCCAGCUUUUGAUGCCACAGGAGAAACCGCUUCAUCUUGUAAACUAGCAUUGGCAAGGAGUUUUGGAGACGCAUUUGUUUGCGCGCAACUUAGAGACACGAUUUGUAGUGCACGGCAUUUAGACUAUCGCCAUAGACAGAGCAAACACACAAGGACGCGGUCAAGUUCUUCGGUUCUGAAAGAAUGAAAUCCCGAUAGGGUCGCCUUAAUUCCCACGAUGGGGGUAGCGUAAGGCUUGGAGUAAAUCUUGAGUCAACAUGACACGGAAAAAGAGAAAUAAAUAAUGCCGAG